Oenanthe melanoleuca is the source of this 2266-nucleotide messenger RNA. RefSeq names its product tetraspanin 7 (gene TSPAN7). Gene Ontology annotation, cellular component: membrane. The coding region runs from base 395 to 1144 and encodes 249 amino acids. The record is from RefSeq and is a predicted model, not a curated record. The transcript is spliced from 8 exons. Lineage: Eukaryota; Metazoa; Chordata; Aves; Passeriformes; Muscicapidae.
GCCGUACGGGCAAUUCCCUCUGCAGCUCCGACCAUGCAGCGCCUCCAUGCCCGCGACCCUGAGCAGCCCAAGCAACGCCUCCGAGCACCUUCCCGAGAAAAGGGAGCGUGUCUUUCACCCCAUCUUUCACAACCUCAAGCUCCCCCUUUCCCGGAGACAGUCCAGUAAAUGUGAGCCCGGCCGGUGAUGCUGGAGCCCCUGUGCCCGGCCCUGGGCUGGGGUCCCCGGGAGGCAGCGGCAGCAGCAGCAGCAGCAUUGGCAGCAGGAGGCGCGGCGAGCCCGGCCGGGCGCUGAGCUCACCUCCCUCCGCCCCCCCGCUCCCUUCUCCCUCCCCCUGCCCUCCCUCCUCCUCCGCCUCCUCCCGCGCCCAGCCUGCAGCCGGGAUCUCAGUAUUAUGGCAUCGAGGAGAAUGGAGACCAAACCCGUGAUAACGUGUCUGAAAACCCUCCUCAUCAUCUACUCCUUCGUGUUCUGGAUCACUGGCGUUAUCCUUCUGGCAGUGGGCGUGUGGGGCAAGCUGACCCUUGGCACCUACAUCUCUCUGAUUGCUGAGAACUCCACCAAUGCCCCGUACGUGCUCAUCGGGACGGGCACCACCAUCAUCGUCUUCGGGCUCUUCGGCUGCUUUGCCACUUGUCGUGGCAGCCCAUGGAUGCUGAAGCUGUAUGCCAUGUUCUUGUCCCUGGUGUUCCUGGCUGAGCUGGUGGCUGGCAUUUCAGGGUUUGUCUUUCGCCACGAGAUCAAGGACACUUUCCUUAGGACAUACACUGAAGCAAUCCAGAAUUACAACAAGAACGAUGAGCGGAGCCAUGCAGUGGACAACGUACAGGAGAGUCUGAGCUGCUGUGGCAUUCAGAGCUACACCAACUGGAGCACCAGCCCUUACUUCUUCAAGCACGGCAUCCCCACGAGCUGUUGCAUGAACUCCAGUGACUGUAACACUCAGGAUCUGCGCAACAUGACCGUGGCUGCCACCAAAGUCAACCAGAAGGGCUGUUAUGACUUGGUGACCAGUUUUAUGGAGACAAAUAUGGGAAUCAUAGCUGGAGUGGCUUUUGGGAUUGCAUUCUCACAGUUGAUUGGGAUGCUGCUGGCAUGCUGUCUGUCCCGGUUUAUUACUGCUAACCAGUAUGAGAUGGUGUAACAAGUCUUUCAAGAAGUGUGGAGUCCAGAGCCUGUGUGAGCACCAGGAGCUGCAGAGCUGGAGAAGGACUGACAUGAAUGUUGUAGCACACACUGUCUCUCGCACGCACGCACACCCCACGAGCGACCCCGUGCGCGCGCACACCGCACCCACUCCCCGUGUCCCAUGCGUAGUGUCCCAUCCUGUGACGUCCACGGUGCCCCGAGAGCCCAGGAGGUGCCCUCGGCCUGCAGAGCCAGCCCCCAGCCCCGGCCCAGCCCAGGCACCUCUGGAUGUUCUUGGUCACACACUAGUUGCAUCGUAAGUUAACAAAGGUAACUCAUUAACAGCAUUGAUCGGGCUGUGCAUGUAGUGACUGGAGGGCAUAAUUAGCCUUUCACCAUGGUUAAUAAGUGUUGCACACAUUCAUAUAAACCGGUAUAUGAAAUAUAUAUUCUUUUGGUUUUAUCUUAAUUUCUUGUUCUGUUUCUUGCUUUACUAAGGUUUCCAUCCUUUCCCCCCUCCCCCUUGCGCCCGUCCCCCUUUCCCCAAAAACAAAAGGAAUCGGUAAACAUAACAUAAAGAUACUUGAAAAUGAUGUUAAAAUGUUGUGCUUGAAGGGAACUGUUAUUCCUGAUGUUCUUCUACAUCUUUGAUUCUUACUCAGUGUUGUAUGCCUAGUGCGUAUCCCGGUAGGCUUUGUCUAGUGCAUUUUGCCUCGGAACCUGAUCCUGUGUAAUACUGUUAUUAAGCUGUGUUGUUGCUUACUGUGAAGGCAGAAAUUUUUGCUCCCUAUAUUUUUAUUACGUAGCUAUGAACUAAUUGAACUGUGCUGUACUGCGGCCUUCAUACUUUUUUCCUGUUCUUUCUUUUUUUUCUUUCUUUUUGCAUUGAGGUUGCAGCCACCAAAUACAUUGUUGAAUCAAAGCGAAAUAAAAACACACACACACAGACAAAAAAAAAAAAAAAAUCACAAAAAAAAAAUCCAGUCAUAUGAAAUAUUUUUGGGGGAAAGCAAAAGUUUAAAACCUUUUUAAAAAAAUAGGACUUUUUUAAUAAUGCCUCUGUCUAGCAUGCCAACGAGAAUGCAUUGAUAUUGUGAGUAUUUGUGAUAUGCGUAUUAAUAAAUGGAACCAUUACAGA